Molecule: messenger RNA, 1205 nt
Organism: Wyeomyia smithii (pitcher-plant mosquito)
Lineage: Eukaryota; Metazoa; Arthropoda; Insecta; Diptera; Culicidae
Exons: 2
Coding region: 165-659 (164 amino acids)
Source: RefSeq, a predicted model, not a curated record
AAAAAACUUCAGUCCUCUUUGAAUGUAACUGAACGCAAGGUUGCAAGGCUUUCCGCAAAAUCCGCGCCAUAGAGUAGUAAAAACGCGCCAAAUCCGCAAAAAACGCGAAAUCCACGCCGACUGUAACAACCCUGGACAUGUGCACGCUGUUAGCACAAAUCUAAAUGUGCCUGAAUUCCAGGCCUCUCACCCUAAUCCCGAACGAUCCAUCGGACCUGGAAGUUUUAACUCCAGGACAUUUUUUAAUCGGAGCCAAUCUCCAAGCCGUGCCAGAACCCAAUGUUCGAGAUGUUCCGGACAAUCGCCUGUCGCAUUGGGAAACCACUCAAAAACGGUUCCAACGGAUUUGGGCCAGAUGGUAUCCCGAAUAUCUCCAACAGCUACAAUCACGGGCUACUAAGGGCUGCAAGCAACCAGUAGUCAUCAAACCGGGCAGAAUUGUUAUUAUCAAGGACGACAAUCUGCCACCAAUCCAAUGGCCGCUAGGACGAAUCCUGAAGACGCAUCCGGGCAAGGAUGGCGUAACCCGCGUUGUCACCCUCAAAACUGCGACAUCCGAUGCCGUCAUCAGACCCGUCGCCAAAAUAGCUUUGCUGCCAGUUCCAGAUGAAUCACCAGUUCCUGAUGGCGAAAUGGACCUGGUAGAGCACGCCAAAUGAUGCUCGAUGCCUUCGUGGUAAUUAAGCAGGUAAUUGCGGUUCCAAUCCCUUACCUGUACCCGUUCAAUCUACCUUGGUCUUUUUCUUCCCAGUCGUCGACGAGCAACGUCAGAGUGAUCACGCCUUACUGAUUGCUACUGCUGCGAUGAAACAGUAGUACCGCGAUAGUAAACAACCCGAAGCUAUUCACCUCUAUCAUUGAAUGGACACGACAGCAGAAGACAUGUACAUAUUGUAUAUAGUUUCGAACCAACCAACAGUUAGUUCAAGGUGGCCGGAAUGUUUAAAAUGCAUAUAUAAUAGUAGUCACUUAAAGCUAAAUAUCAAAUCUAGAAUUAGUUAAACUAAAUCCUAAUCUAAACCUAAACCGAAAUUCUUAAAUUUAUCAUAAUUACUUACGCUACAGUAUAACUAAAAUUAAUUAAAUGAAUCACCCUAAAGAUACGAUACGAUUAUAACGAAACACAUCUAAAAUUCAUCCAGUGAUAAGAGAGCGAGAGUAAGAAUUAAUUAAAACUCUCGAAACACGAUCGCAUUGUCAUACGA